GAGAACUUUUCGCGCAGUUUGUGUAUAAAUAGUGUCGUUGGGUCUGGUUUUGAAACAGAAUCAACUUUGGAUUAAUCUAGCAGACAUCGUCUUGGAUCUUCUGGAAAAAUGAAAUUCUUUGUCAUUGCCUUUGCUGUGAUCGCAGCUGCCUCGGCGGCUUCUAUUGCCACGGAUUACCUGCCGCCGGUGGACAACAACCUGGAGUCCGCCUCCGAAAUUGUGGAGCUGCCCGCCGAGCAGGGAGUUCUCUCCGACGAUGGAUACCGCUACAAGACCGUGCGCCGCCUCAAGCUGCGCCACCGCCGUGAUGUGAACGAGCUGCCCACCGCCGAGUACCUGCCCCCCGUUGAGGCGUCCGCCUCCGAGGCUGUUGCCGUGGAGACUCCCCUGGCCGAUGAUGGCUACCGCUACAAGACCGUCCGACGAGUGAUCCGUCGCCGUCGUGAUGUGAACGAGCUGUCCGCUGAGUACCUGCCCCCCGUUGAGGAGUCCGCCUCCGAGGCUGUUGCCGUCGAGACUCCCCUGGCCGAUGAUGGCUACCGUUACAAGACCGUCCGCCGAGUGAUCCGUCGUCGUCGUGAUGUGAAUGAGCUGCCCUCCGGCGAGUACCUGCCCCCCGUUGAGGAGGCCGCCUCCGAGGCUGUUGCCGUUGAGACUCCCCUUGCUGCCGAUGGUUACCGCUACAAGACCGUCCGUCGUGUGAUCCGCCGUCGUCGUGAUGUCAACGAACUGCCCACCGCCGAGUACCUGCCCCCAGUUGAGGAGGCUGCUUCCCAGGCUAUUGCUGUGGAGACUCCCCUGGCCGAUGAUGGCUACCGCUACAAGACCGUCCGCCGAGUGAUCCGUCGCCGUCGUGAUGUGAACGAGCUGUCCGCUGAGUACCUGCCCCCCGUUGAGGAUGCCGCCUCUGAGGCUGUUGCCGUCGAGACUCCUCUGGCUGAUGAUGGCUACCGCUACAAGACCGUGCGCCGAGUGAUCCGUCGUCGUCGUGAUGUCAACGAACUGCCCUCCGGCGAGUACUUGCCCCCUGUUGAGGGUGCCGCCUCCGAGGCUGUUGCCGUCGAGACUCCUCUGGCUGAUGAUGGCUACCGUUACAAGACCGUCCGCCGAGUGAUCCGUCGUCGUCGUGAUGUGAACGAGCUGUCCGCCGAAUACCUGCCCCCUGUUGAGGAGUCCGCCUCCGAGGCUGUUGCUGUGGAGACUCCCCUGGCUGAUGAUGGCUACCGCUACAAGACCGUGCGUCGUGUGAUCCGUCGUCGUCGUGAUGUGAACGAGCUGCCCACCGCCGAGUACCUGCCCCCCGUGGAGGAGGCCGCCGCCUCCGCCAUCAUCGAUGUGCCCGCCGAGCAGACCGUCCUGGCCAGCGAUGGCUACCGCUACAAGACCGUCCGCCGCCUGAAGCUCCGUCGCCACUAAGCCGCCGAUUGUGCCCACUCCCACCGCAGCAUUUGAGAUUGUCGAGGAUGCUUUUCCAGAAGAAGUCCUGCCUUUGAAAGUCUCACGAUGAAACUAACCAUAAGUCGAGCGUAUUAGUCAAUUUGAAUCCGUUAUGAACAACCCGAGUACAAACCUUAAUUAACAA
This is a messenger RNA of Drosophila rhopaloa, 1582 nucleotides long. RefSeq lists its product as uncharacterized. NCBI's taxonomy places the organism in Eukaryota, Metazoa, Arthropoda, Insecta, Diptera, Drosophilidae. The record is from RefSeq and is a predicted model, not a curated record. Bases 109 to 1416 code for a protein of 435 amino acids. Gene Ontology annotation, molecular function: calcium ion binding. The transcript is spliced from 2 exons. Gene Ontology annotation, biological process: negative regulation of protein sumoylation.